Clupea harengus (Atlantic herring) is the source of this 2812-nucleotide messenger RNA. RefSeq names its product forkhead box G1d (gene foxg1d). Lineage: Eukaryota; Metazoa; Chordata; Actinopteri; Clupeiformes; Clupeidae. Gene Ontology annotation, molecular function: sequence-specific double-stranded DNA binding; DNA-binding transcription factor activity. The record is from RefSeq and is a predicted model, not a curated record. Gene Ontology annotation, cellular component: nucleus. Gene Ontology annotation, biological process: regulation of transcription by RNA polymerase II.
AGACACCGGAGGCCAUUUGUUGGGCUUCAAAAACCAUUUUGGCCAAUCAAUAGAAAUAAAUACUCACACAUAUCUAGGAGUCUGCUUAUGCAUGCACGCACACACACACACACACACGCGGGAAGGCGUUUUUUUAGAUUUUGCACGGGCAAAGCUUUUGCAUGGCAUGUUAAAACAUAUUAAAAUAAAUGUAAUUUUGUAUUUCUGAGACGCGGUUUAGAUUGACGUUGCUGAUGGUUAAAAAAACACCAAGUCACUAGCUCCUCCCAUUUUGUGAUGUAGUGAUAAGACGGAACCUCCUUAAUUACUAAUUUCUGCAUCCCACUCCGAGCUCCCCUCUGUCCUACGAGUUCCUUCAUGCAUGGAAUGCCCUGAUCAUAUCGUCUCUGAUCUUUUACCUUUAAACCACAAAAUCGGGGGUUUGUUGUGAUUGCGCGGCAUGGGAGAUCAGAAGGAGCCGACGAUGGUCCACAGAUCCACUUCGUUUAGUAUUAAGAGCCUGCUGCUGCCUUCGAAAAGUGACAAACUGGACCCUGACAUCUCAGAGAAAACCCCUCUUCCGUCGGGGUCAGACUCAGAAAAAUCCCUGGAACCAGCCGAAAUGGAGUCUACACCGUUAGAGCAGGAAAAACCUAAAGAGGAGGACAGCCAAACUCAGCGCACUACCGAAACCGGCAAGAAUGGAAAAUAUGACAAGCCGCCAUUCAGCUACAACGCUCUGAUAAUGAUGGCCAUUAGGCAGAGUCCCGAAAAACGGCUUACUCUAAACGGAAUCUACGAGUUCAUCAUGAAAAACUUUCCCUAUUACCGGGAGCACAAGCAAGGCUGGCAAAACUCUAUUCGCCACAAUCUGAGUCUAAACAAGUGUUUCGUUAAAGUGCCAAGGCAUUACGAUGACCCGGGAAAGGGGAACUACUGGAUGUUAGAUCCCUCAAGUGAUGAUGUAUUCAUUGGUGGAACCACAGGGAAACUUCGGCGGCGGUCGGCUACCUCCAGGGGUAAACUUGCGAUGAAGAGAGGACUUCGUUUUGCGCCUCUCGGUUUGGGAAUAAAUGACAGAGCAAGCAAUCCUCUAUAUUGGCAAAUAUCUCCAUUUCUAUCUUUGCACCACCCACACUAUAACGGAUCAUCUCCUGGGUUUCUGAACCAAGGGCACGCGUAUGGCUCCUUACUCCCUGGAGUUGACCAGCUAGGUAACGGGGACCUAUCACGUCCAAUUCUCGGAGGUUCCUCUGGACCGCUGGGUAUAGCAAAUAGCUAUGGUAUGAACACAUCUCCUGUUGGUUUACUGUCAGGACAGAGCGGUUACUUCGUCUCGGGGAGUCAGCAUCCACAGUCACUCCAACAGAGCGCGGCUGGGUUCGGGGUACCCACCUGCUCCCCACCGACCCUGCUCUCGGAGUCGCUCAGAACAUCUUUACCGUCUUUUACCACGGGCGUUUCAAGCGGAUUCCCGGGCGUUUUGUCCCACCAGAAAAGAGUGGGCCCCAGCUCUUUUUUGAACUGAUCCAAAUGUGAUCACAGGAUAUGUAAUAAGGGAUGUGUAAAAAAGACGACAUUGACUUAUAAUAAUGGCAUAUCCUGUGUAAAAAAAGACACAAUAUAGAUGUGCGGGUUAAAUUAUUGGUUAUAUGGCCAUAUUAGUGCUUCCUGGAGUGUGUGCGACAUUUGGUCACAGGCUAUUUGAAGGGACAAAGUUUGUUACCUUUAGGUUAUAAACUGAAUCUAGGCUUGCCAAAGGUAACGAUAUAUCUUAUAUUUAUAUAUCUUGUGUAAACAACUUCAUUGCUUUGGAUAGGUCGGUUAAUUUAUGUUUUAUAUUUAUUUCGAAAUGUAUUUAAAUCCUAUUGUCUUUACCUCCAUCAGUAUUGAGCUACCCAGAGCGAUAUUUAAAUUAUUUAUGUAAAUAUGAAUUAUUGCUUUCCGUUCUUCUCGUGGAAAAGCGCCUUAAACAAAUCAGGGUUACAAACACGAAGAGAGAGUCAUCUGAAUCUUCUCAGGUUCUUCUAGGUUCAGCCUACUGUAAUUACGUAAUGUGGGCUACUGCUGUAUUCUUGUACAUAAUCAGUGUUAUAAUCUAUGAACCAUUUUAGACAGAAGACUGAGUUUAUACUUCAAUUUAUUUCCGUUUUCUUUGUGUGUCAGACUGAGAGAUCCUAGCGCCGUCUGGUUCGUUAUGCGCAUGUACAUGCAAUGUCACCCGGCUGCAUGACAUUGGGUAGCAUGUAGCAUGUCAUACAGAAGAUCAUCUAUUCAUUCCGUUAACUGCGAUGAGAAUCAUUGUAUUUGUCGUGUUCAGCAGUGCCAUGUGGGUUACUGUUUUAAUAAUGUUUCUUUCGGUGGUCCAGAAUUUCACAGAUGGAACUCAAAGAAAAAAUCAAACCCGGACACUGAAUUGCCCCAAAGCUGAAAUUUAUUUUUUAAUGAUUUUUAAAAAUACAACUUGUCCUCCCACAGCACUUAUUUCAUUAAAAAUCCCCACUAGAAAUGUUUCCACAUGUUACAAUUACAUUAAAUGAAAAUACAGUGUAUGCUACUAGUGUAUCACAUGCACGAGUUUCACAAAAAAAAAAAAAAAAAACAUGAGAUGUUACAUGUAUAAUUUCGUAUAUAAGUUGUCAUUGUUUAUUUCUCGAUAGUGCAUUUUUUAUGUCGGGAUUUUAUAUGCAAACUCUUUCUAAGUUUUGCACUUUCAGUGGGGCAAGAUUUCUCAUUGUAUGAAGUUUGUAAUUGUGUUUUGUUGCUGAAACUAAUUUGUUUAAAGUAUAAGGUAUUAAACAUUAAAAUUAUUGCUUUGUCAAGAAAAGAAAAA